Messenger RNA from Aspergillus melleus, 6514 nucleotides. RefSeq lists its product as uncharacterized. Lineage: Eukaryota; Fungi; Ascomycota; Eurotiomycetes; Eurotiales; Aspergillaceae. Gene Ontology annotation, molecular function: chitin synthase activity; cytoskeletal motor activity; ATP binding. Bases 537 to 6206 code for a protein of 1889 amino acids. The transcript is spliced from 3 exons. Gene Ontology annotation, cellular component: myosin complex; cell periphery; cell septum. The record is from RefSeq and is a predicted model, not a curated record.
UCUUCUCCAUCCUCAUCCUCAUCUUCGUCUUCAUCGUUUGCGCGUUGCCCCUUCUGCUUGUACUUUAAUGAUUACAGCGUCAACUUUCGUUUACUUCGACCUAAUCUCCCUGUACACGAUCGCUUUCCCGUUAAUUUAGAUCCACUCGUCCCCCCCCAUCGUCUCUCGCUUUUUGGUGUUCGGGACUCUGGUUGUUUCAAGUCAGAUUCGAUCCGCUCACCCCUCAGGUAAUCAACUGUUAUCUACCGCAAUUCUCCUGUUUGACGAUCAGCUCGUCCAUUCCGCUCGUCGCGCAAGCAAUGUUCUCGUCGCCUCUCAGCUACUAGGAAUCUCCCAUUCAUCAGUCGCAGCGACGACCGCCACAUUCGUGCUUCCGAAACUAGUCUUCCGUCGGUCACUUCAUCCAGUCGAUUCAGUCGGAUUCCUGGGUUUUUGCUCGGAAGUUUUGGUUUUUAAUUUCUCCCGGGCUAUCGCAAUCCGACUUCUGAAAUUCGCGAAUACUCCCCCGUGUCGAGGGCCUCGACACCCCCAGCAAUAUGGUGGGACACUCCCCAGCGGGAACGACCCCUACCCACGCGCAGUCCUCGCUGCCUUCGUUGCCGUCGCAUCUGCAGUCGGACACGCACUUGACGGCGCAUCUAGCCAGCCGAUUCCAUGUCGGUUUGCCAACUGCUCGCCUGUCGUCCCAAGCCCUAAUCAGUCUCAAUACAUACACUUCGUCAUCCAAGGGUCCCGAUGGCGCCAAAGAGGGUAGUGCCAUGGGUGAGGCCGAGGACCUCGCCCGGCGUGCUUUUACCCGCCUUGGGUCUCGUGGCGAGAACCAGGCCGUCGUUUUUCUAGGAGAGAGCGGAUCGGGAAAAACUACCAUUCGUGCGCACGUGCUGUCAGCGUUCCUCUCGUUCUCAUCGACUCCUUUGUCGUCCAAACUCUCGUACGCAGCGUUUGUUUUCGACACCCUGACCACCACCAAAUCCCUGACCACACCAACCGCGUCGAAGGCCGGUCUUUUCCUAGAAUUGCAAUACGAUGGCUCGACCUCCGUUAACCCUACCUUGAUUGGCGGUAAGAUUAUUGACCACAGGCUUGAGCGGAGCCGUAUUGCUUCGGUCCCUACCGGCGAGCGAAGCUUCCAUGCGCUCUAUUAUCUCCUCGCUGGCACAAGCGCCGCCGAAAAAGGCCAUCUGGGCUUUGACAGCCCCGUUCAUGUUUCCACGGGCAACAAGCUGUCAUCGCCCUCCAUAGGUCACAAACGGUGGAGAUACCUGGGUCAUCCGACGCAACUGAAGGUGGGCAUCAACGAUGCCGAUGGGUUCCAGCAUUUCAAGACAGCUCUCAGAAAAUUGGAGUUUCCUAGGAGUGAAAUCGCCGAGAUCUGCCAAAUUCUUGCCGCCAUCUUGCAUAUCGGCCAGCUGGACUUCAUCAGCGGACAGGCUACCACUACGUCUGCCGAGGAAUCUGGUGGGUAUUCUCACGAGGGUGGUGAAACCGUCACCAUGGUCAAGAACAAGGAAGUGCUCUCGUAUGUCGCUGCUUUCUUGGGUCUGGGUGUUGAGGAGCUUGAAAAUAGCUUCGGAUACCGGACCAAGACGAUCCACCGAGAGCGAGUGACCGUUAUGCUCGAUCCCAAAGGUGCACGUCAGAACGCUGAUGAGCUCGCGCGGACCAUCUACUCCCUCAUGGUCGCCUACGUGCUUGAGACCGUCAAUCAGAGGAUCUGCGCCGCGGAGGAUAGUGUGUCCAACACUGUCUCCAUCGUGGACUUCCCCGGAUUUGCCCAAGCAUGUUCUACCGGAUCCACCCUCGAUCAACUCCUUAGCAACGCAGCAACGGAGUCACUGUACAACUUCUGCCUGCAAUCCUUCUUUGAACGGAAGGCCGACAUGUUGGAACGCGAGGAAGUCAACGUACCUGCCACAAGCUAUUUUGAUAACACCGAUGCCGUGCGUGGUUUGCUGAAACAGGGCAACGGAUUGCUCAGCAUCCUCGAUGAUCAGACGAAGCGCGGAAGGACAGACGCCCAGUUUGUUGAAUCGCUGCGGAAACGAUUCGAGAACAAGAAUCCGGCUAUCUCGGUGAGCAGCUCCAAUGGAACUGGCUACGUGUCCCAAGGGGCACGCUCGGCUUUCACAGUGAAACAUUUCGCUGGUGAAGUUGACUACUCUGCCGACGGUUUGAUCGAAGAGAACGGGGAAGUUGUUUCCGGUGACCUCAUGAACCUUAUGAGAUCCACAAGAAGUGAUUUCGUGAGAGAACUCUUCGGUCAGGAGGCGCUGCAGACCGUGACACACCCCAAAGAGAAAACCGCCAUCAUGCAAGCGCAGGUCAGCUCGAAGCCCAUGCGAAUGCCAAGCAUGGCGAGGCGAAAGGCGAGUCCCGCAUCUCGACUAGCAUUCGAUGCCCCCGUUGCAGAAGACCAAGAUGAGUACGAGAGCCAAGUAGGCAGCACGAAGAACUCCAAGGGUGGUCGAAAGAGCAUGAUGUUCAACAACGGCAUGCAGGGCGCCGCGGGUCAGUUCCUUGCCUCGCUUGACAUUGUCAACAAAUGCCUGAGCUCAGCCGAUGUCAAUCCCUAUUUCGUCUUCUGUCUCAAGCCCAAUGACCGCCGAAUUGCCAAUCAGUUCGACAGUAAAUGUGUGCGUGCACAGGUGCAAACAUUUGGCAUCGCCGAGAUCAGUCAACGGCUCAGAAAUGCAGACUUCAGCGUAUUCCUUCCCUUCGCCGAGUUCCUUGGUCUGGCUGAGAUCGGCAACGUUGUGGUGGGAAGCGACAAGGAGAAAUCUGAGGUCGUGUUGGAUGAAAAGCGGUGGCCCGGGAAUGAAGCUCGAGUUGGCAGCACGGGUGUGUUCCUCAGCGAACGCUGCUGGGCAGAUAUGGCCAAGGUUGGAGAGCGAGUCGUCCCCGUUUAUCCGGCCGAGGGCUCGGAUGAGGGCGGCGAUGGAUUGCUCCAUCCUCGGACUGCCGGCUACAUGGACUCUAAGGUUCGCCUUCUGAACCCGGCGGACCAAUCUCCUGGCACCUACAUUUAUGGGGAUGACAACAAGCAGGGCUAUUUUGGAAGCCGUGAUAUGGAUGGACGCUCCGACGCCGGCGGCUCUGCUUUCAACUCGGGCGACAUGUUCCGUAAUCUGGAAACGAAAGAGCAAAUGCUGGAGAAAGGAAAUGAGAAGAAGAUGGAGGAGGUCGAUGAGACGCCUAUCUCUGGUAGUCGCAAGCGCUGGAUGGCUAUCGUCUACCUUCUUACCUUCUAUCUGCCUGACUGGGCAAUUAAGGUCUUCGGCCGGAUGAAACGGAAGGAUGUGCGAGUCGCCUGGCGCGAAAAGUUCGCUAUCAACCUGAUUAUCUGGUUCAGCUGUGCUCUUGCGAUUUUCAUCAUCGUCGGUUUCCCUGGUCUCAUCUGCCCUACACAACAUGUCUAUUCCGCUUCCGAGUUACAAUCGCAUGAUGGCAAAGAUGGGCAUAACUCUUACAUUGCCAUACGUGGCGUGGUUUUGGACCUGGACAAAUUCAUGCCCUCCCAUUAUCCCGAUAUCGUGCCGCAGUCCGCACUGAAAAAGUAUGCUGGUGUUGACGCGACUGGUCUCUUCCCGGUGCAAGUCUCAGCUCUCUGCCAGGGCAAGUCUGGCAAGGUUGACCCGUCGGUGCUCUUGGAUUACAAGCCAACCAACGUGUCUGGUUCGGCUAAUACGAUAAGCACUGGCGACGUCAAUGCCAAAUACCAUGACUUCCGCCACUUCACGAAUGACUCGCGUCCGGAUUGGUUCUACGAGCAAAUGCUGAUGCUAAAAUCGAAUUACAAAAAGGGUUACAUCGGCUACAGUCAAGAGUACCUGAAGACACUGGCCGAGAAGAAGUCGAAAUCAAUUGGAAGCAUCGACGGCAAAAUCUACGAUCUGACGGAUUACGUGGCUGGAGGCCGAAGAACGCAGGCCCCUGCUGGCGAAGAGGUUCCGUCUGGCGUCGACCGCGAUUUCAUGGACCCGGGUGUCGUACAGCUGUUCCAGCAACUUUCGGGCCAGGAUAUCACGAAAUACUGGGAGAACCUGAAUAUCGACGAGGGACUCCGGAGUCGAAUGCAACUCUGCUUAGACAAUCUUUUCUUCGUCGGUCAUGUCGAUACGCGUAAUUCGCCUCAGUGUCAGUUCGCACAAUACUUCCUUCUCGCCAUUUCGAUCUUCAUUUGCUUGAUUGUUCUGUCCAAGUUCUUGGCGGCACUUCAGUUUGGCAAAAAGACCAUCCCCGAGAACCUCGAUAAGUUCAUCAUCUGCCAGGUCCCCGCUUAUACCGAAGAUGAGGAAUCUCUUCGUCGUGCUAUCGACUCCAUGGCUCGCAUGCAGUAUGAUGACAAACGCAAGCUCCUAGUUGUAGUCUGUGACGGUAUGAUUAUUGGACAAGGCAACGACCGUCCCACGCCUAGAAUUGUCUUGGAUAUUCUAGGUGUCCCCGAAUCGGUGGACCCCGAACCCCUUAGCUGCGAGGGUCUGGGCGAGGGCUUGAAGCAACACAACAUGGCGAAAAUCUACUCUGGUCUGUAUGAAGUGCAAGGUCACAUUGUUCCUUUCCUGGUCGUCGUUAAGGUCGGAAAACCCUCUGAAGUGUCGCGACCUGGUAAUCGUGGAAAGCGAGACUCCCAAAUGGUUCUCAUGCGGUUCCUCAACCGCAUUCAUUACAACCUGCCUAUGAGCCCGAUGGAAUUGGAGAUGCAUCACCAAAUCCGCAACGUUAUAGGAGUUAACCCCACUUUCUAUGAGUUCAUCCUACAGGUCGACGCCGAUACAGUCGUUGCUCCGGAUGCAGCCACUCGAAUGGUGGCGCCUUUCUUGGCCGAUACUCGUAUCAUCGGUGUCUGUGGAGAAACAGCGUUGACCAAUGCUAAAACGUCCGCGGUGACCAUGAUCCAGGUCUACGAAUAUUAUAUCUCCCACAACCUCAUCAAGGCUUUCGAGAGUCUGUUCGGUUCCGUCACAUGUAUGCCUGGUUGUUUCUCCAUGUACCGCAUUCGUUCUGCCGAAGCCGCAAAGCCACUGUUCGUCAGUCACGAGAUUUGCGAGGCCUAUUCGGAGAUCCGCGUCGACACCCUGCACAUGAAGAAUCUUCUGCACCUCGGUGAGGAUCGUUACCUGACGACCCUCCUCCUGAAGCAUCAUCCCAAGUACAAGACCAAGUUCAUCUUCGCCGCGAGAGCCUGGACGAUUGCCCCCGAGAGUUGGGCUGUGUUCUUAUCGCAACGUCGUCGGUGGAUCAACUCCACUGUCCACAACCUGAUUGAGUUGAUUCCCCUUCAGCAACUGUGCGGUUUCUGCUGUUUCAGUAUGAGAUUCAUCGUUUUCGUCGAUCUUCUUUCCACCGUUAUCCAGCCCGUCACCAUUGCCUAUAUCAUCUAUCUCAUUGUCUGGCUUGUUCGGGAUACGUCCACCAUCCCGUACACGUCUUUCAUUCUGCUCGCAGCCAUCUACGGUCUACAGGGUCUCAUCUUUAUUCUCCGCCGGAAGUGGGAGAUGAUUGGCUGGAUGAUCAUCUACAUUCUCGCCAUGCCCGUCUUUGCCCUGGCUCUUCCGCUAUACUCUUUCUGGAACAUGGAUGACUUCUCAUGGGGUAACACUCGUGUCAUCACUGGAGAAUCAGGUCGCCAAGUUGUCAUUUCCGACGAAGGUAAAUUCGACCCUGCUUCUAUCCCCAAGAAGAAGUGGGAAGAGUAUCAGGCGGAACUGUGGGAAGCGCAAACUUCUCGGGACGAUCGAUCCGAAGUCUCUGGCUUUUCCUACGGCACCAAGUCUUAUCAUCCCGGCCAGUCCGAAUAUGGAUUCCCUGGUGCACGACCGGUGUCGCAUCUUGAUCUCCCUCAUCAUGGGUCGCGGAUGUCGUUGGCUCCUUCGGAGAUGAUGAGCCGGCACAUGGAUAUGGAGAUGGAGGAUCUCAGCCAUCUGCCGCCCGACGAUGCUAUUCUUGCAGAAAUUCGUGACAUUCUCAGAUCAGCGGAUUUGAUGAGCGUGACGAAGAAGAGCAUCAAACAAGAGCUGGAGCGACGUUUCGGAAUGAACCUAGAUGCCAAACGCCCGUAUAUCAACUCUGGUAAGGAUUCCUCUCCAUGUCUUUCCAUUAUCCCAUCACUAACCCAAAGUUCGUGUAGCCACCGAAGCCGUUCUUUCUGGUAUUCUUUAAUUUACGGGCAUGCCCCUAUUUGCCAUGAGUUGAUACUACGAAUAUGAAAAGAAAAAACAGAAAAACAAAACGACCCCAGCAGACGUUGUUCUCAUGCAUCAACGUCUUCAAAAGGCAACCCACCGGGUCCUCUUUCGAUUUGCAUUGCAUAUAUGGCCUUGAUUUGGUUUAAUUCAAUGGAUUGAGCAUAUGAAGGAUCGAGCAUGGAGUUGUAUAUUAUCUUGUCUUUUUACUGUCUACUUUCAUUUUCUUGGGACAUACAUAUUUGCUUGAGCGUUAAGAUUGCACUGGUUAAAUAGUUUCAAACAGAUAAUCAUGAUUGACUUUCAAAUAUAUAAUCGCGAAUGUUCUCAUC